GGGUAUUGACGUAGAGGAAACGCCAAGUGAGGGGACCACCAAAUAGGAAAGAAUAAUAUGUUUUAAUAACCCAAAUCGGAGGGUGGAAACCAUCGAACCAAUUCAAUUAUAAAGAGUCAUCACCGCACCUAAUCACACUGAUUAUUCUCUCCGCGUCUUCUCCUCUUCUCUUUCUCGAUCUCAAACAAUCUCCCAACCCUCUCAGGAACUACCAAUCACACACGCUCAUAAGGGAGGAUCAGCGAUUGCCAGACUGAUAGAUGGCAUCCAAACGGAUCUUGAAGGAGCUCAAGGAUUUACAGAAGGAUCCUCCCACAUCGUGCAGCGCUGGUCCCGUUGCUGAAGACAUGUUUCAUUGGCAAGCAACAAUCAUGGGACCUCCAGACAGUCCGUAUGCAGGAGGUGUUUUUCUAGUUACUAUUCAUUUUCCUCCAGAUUAUCCAUUUAAGCCUCCGAAGGUGGCUUUUAGAACAAAGGUAUUCCAUCCAAAUAUAAAUAGCAAUGGCAGCAUUUGCCUCGAUAUCUUGAAGGAGCAAUGGAGCCCUGCUCUAACCAUAUCCAAGGUGUUACUUUCAAUCUGUUCUUUGUUGACGGAUCCAAACCCUGAUGAUCCAUUGGUGCCAGAGAUUGCUCACAUGUACAAGACAGACAGGAAUAAGUAUGAAACAACUGCAAGAAGCUGGACCCAGAAGUAUGCCAUGGGCUAACGAUCUGUGUGUGCAAGACAAAGGGUCUUCUAAUCAUUUUUUUUCUUAAAUUUCUCAGUCAUGUGUAUCAAUGUUUGUCUUGUCUCUCCAAUCUAAAUGGACUAAAGAGGUCCAUAACAACACCCUAGUUAAAAAAGAGAAACAUAUAUGUUUGUUUCAAUUGAUGUAUGGAUAAUGUUAUGCUGGAACUGUUCAAAUGUAUCCCAAAUUCAAUGUCAACCUGCGUUGCCUAUAAA
This is a messenger RNA of Ricinus communis (castor bean), 943 nucleotides long. RefSeq names its product ubiquitin-conjugating enzyme E2 10. Gene Ontology annotation, cellular component: nucleus. Gene Ontology annotation, biological process: protein polyubiquitination. The record is from RefSeq and is a predicted model, not a curated record. Lineage: Eukaryota; Viridiplantae; Streptophyta; Magnoliopsida; Malpighiales; Euphorbiaceae. The transcript has 5 exons. The coding region runs from base 261 to 707 and encodes 148 amino acids. Gene Ontology annotation, molecular function: ubiquitin conjugating enzyme activity.